AUGGUUAAAAUGGACAACUCUGGAUUAAUUCGGUUAGUGUCAACGAAUUUGGCGUUCGAGCAAUUGUGGGACAACGUUAGAGAGACCCAGUUGACCAAUUUGAAUUGCUGGAUUUUGACAGGACGUCCUGCGCACAAGUUGAGCAACGAUGAUGACGACAUAUGCGAUGAAUGGGUACUUCCAGUAGAAUUGCUACAAUACCGAUGUGGCCGAUUAACAUUGGAAAUUUUGGAUACCGUCUUCCACUCAGUAAAAAGUGAACGCAUCACAUUGGCAAUAGUGAGCGACGACGGAACCAUCGUGUAUUAUUUUAUCUACAAGGGACUUCACAAGCCGAAAAAGAAUUAG
Lachancea mirantina is the source of this 348-nucleotide messenger RNA. The record is from the annotation of a GenBank genome assembly. NCBI's taxonomy places the organism in Eukaryota, Fungi, Ascomycota, Saccharomycetes, Saccharomycetales, Saccharomycetaceae.